Durusdinium trenchii is the source of this 2343-nucleotide messenger RNA. Lineage: Eukaryota; Dinophyceae; Suessiales; Symbiodiniaceae. The record is from the annotation of a GenBank genome assembly.
GAGCUGAAGAUGAGCUUCGUUUGGUUGAGCGAGAACGCGAAGGACGUCCAAAAGGGCAUUCGAAAGGAAAGCGUCGCAACACCUUCUGGAUCGAGCAAGAUGACCAAUGGGGCAUUCUCCUGACGGAGGAAGCUGAUGCUGAGGACAUCUUGGAACAGAAUGAUGUCCACUGGCUCUCAACGAAUGCCCUGGAACAAGCCUUUCCGGCUUGGGAAACUCCCUCCACUCCAUCGUCCAGACCUGACACUGAGGACCGCUAUGGCCAAGAAGAUGGUUUCUUUGCCGCAGACCCUCAACUACCAGGCGCCUAUGUCUGGUGGAAUUUGGAAAGUGAUGGUGAGUACUACCACCAGGACGUCAAUGGAGCUUUCUGGUCAUGGAGUGAGUCCGAAGCUUGGAACUCAGUUUUGUGGAGUUCACCUGAUGAAGCCAAGCCCGUGGUUGAGGCCUAUGCGGCCUACGAAGAGAAGAUGAGGACCUUCCAGGACAGUCGACGUGCUCAUGCUGCCAAACAAGCCAGCAGAGGCUGCUUCAUUUGUGGGGCGAAAGAUCACGACUUUCGCUCUUGUCCCAAGCGCUCGAAGAGUGGAAAAGGUUUUGGCAGUGGAAAAGUCUUCAUGGUUGAGGAGGCGCAAGAGCUUGAGGAGACCUUUGUUUUCCACGCCUGGUCCGAGCCUGAAAGGCCCUUGAGUGUCAUGAAGGUGGGCGAAGUCAGUUCGCCCGAGAUGGAAGGUUUCGGAGUGCUUGACACUGGAGCCACCGAGACCGUUUGUGGCCUGAGCGCUUUGGAAUGGAUCAUGCACAAGCGUGCUGCUGCAGGUGCUUCUUCUGGCGACUUCACGGUCGUCGAUGUGCCCCAGAAGACCUUCAAGUUUGGAAAUGGAAUGACGCAGCAGUCUGAAUCCUUGAUUUUGCUGCCUCAGCGGCUUGGUGAGCAUAGCUUGUCACUUGGCAUCUACACCCUAGAGGCCAAUGGAGUUCCAGUGUUGGUGGGGAUCAAAACCCUCACCCGACUUGGAGCAAUCAUAGAUACUUCACGUUCCGCGAUGGUGCUCACGGCCAUCGAUGCAUCCUUGUUGGUUCCGCUGAAACAGAGUGGAUCCGGUCACCUUCUCAUGGACCUCACUCACGAUUGGUUGAGUCAAGCUACCAAGAUUCUUUUCACUGAAGAGCUCUCUGGAAAGCAGCAAUAUGCGAAAGCCAAGGCAAAGAUCGAAGAGCCCUCCAAGAGCUCUGGCAAGGGCGACAAGAUGGACAAGAAGAAGACCAAGUCCUCGGCCACCUGGGAGGAGAAGUACGACGAGAGUCGCACGGUGGCUGCAGAUCCGAGGGAUCCUCGAACCCUCGGAGCUCCUUGCUGGGGCAACCACACUCCAGCAGCAGCAUACCGUGGAAGUGUGUCAGGGAGCAAUGGACAUGCGACAUGGGUGGGGUGCGAGCGCUGCCAGCUUCGCCUGUCCUAUACCCCGGCGUUCGGGGCGACAGGACUUCAUCGACAAGCAGGUCCGAUCCCAGAGGACACUCGUCGACAGGUGGAGGAGCUCAAAGAAAAAGCUCCAUACAACCCAUUGCUUCGCACUCAGGCGGUGGGAUUGGAUGGAGCAGAACGUUCGCUGAUGAGCAAGCUGGACAACAUCAGAGCUCGCAAGGCGGCAGCGGGAUAUGCACCUCGCUCUCCCGACUCCAACGAGACCACAGCGCCCAGCAGCAAUCAGACUCCUGUUCCUCGGACUCCAAGCUCAGUGGUCGAGAUCCCCGACGACGAGGAGGAGUAUGUGCCAAGUCCAGCUCCGACGGACAAGGAACUUCUCUCCAUGGUUCCUGGGAGCAAAUCCCGCCGCAACGAGCGGGCAGCAGAGGAGGUCCUGGUCAGGGAUGGCGCUACUGAGAAUGCCAACAUGUCUGAAGACAAUGCCAUCCAAUCGAAUGACCAGUUGAAUUCGAAUGACCUGACUUCUGAGAAUGUCCGCUUCCUCAAGAAUGCUCAGGUCCCUCCGAAUGUCAAAGUUCCACCGAAUGCCCACCUUUUCAAGAAUGACCCGGUGAUGACCGAUGGCAAGUCCUUUGAAACACCUGCCAUGGAGAACUUUGAGGAGGACAUCCCCUAUGACACUCGGCUGAGUGACAAAGAUGCAGCAUUUGCAUGGGAAGCUAUGAAUGAGCUGGUGAUGGAGAAUGACGAGAUCUUCCUGGCUCAUGGAGGCAUUGCUGCAAGAGAGCACUGGGACGUGCUCGAACUAUGUUGCGGCCCCGAAAGCUUGUUGAUCCAGGCCGUGCAUGCAGCUGGAGGUUACGGUGGCCGCGCAGGCUUGCACAACCAAUGUGACCUGACCAAAGAAGAAG